ACUUGUGGGGAUACAUUGACUGUGGGGACAUACUGUUUGUGAAAUUUGAUGAUAUCAUGUAUGGAUUGAGAUCUAAUAGUGAGGGUCAGCUCGGUGGAAAAGACUUUGUAUUGGCUGUCAAUACGGAUAAUAAUGUGAUAUUCAGUUUCGGUGGUAAUAUUGAGGGACAAUUUGGACGGCAUGUGGAUAUGGAUGUGAAUGUAUACCAUAAACCGGAUACUAUAUUAUAUUUCCAAACAAACAAUUUAAGUAUUUCACAAAUAAGUUGUGGUUAUUAUCACACAAUUGUGUUAACGUCAAAUGGACAGGUAUUCGGGUGGGGGAGUAAUAAACAGGGACAGGUUGGUUGUGGAAAUAAAAGUUUUCAAUUAGAUUCAACUCCUGUUGAAUUUGUCACUGAAUAUCAAAUUAGUAAAAUAGAGUGCAAUGAGUAUACAUCGCUUGCUAUUACUUGUGAGGGACAGGUGCUUAUAUGGAGAAUGGUAGAUAAUAAGAACUCCAUAUCUAUUAGAAAU
This is a messenger RNA of Oppiella nova, 515 nucleotides long. The record is from the annotation of a GenBank genome assembly. Lineage: Eukaryota; Metazoa; Arthropoda; Arachnida; Sarcoptiformes; Oppiidae.